CAUCACGCGUCUCAGUGCGCUUCUGUGACUACGAGCACACAGUGCCAUUAAAUGGUAUCUUGUAAACAUAAAAAAGGGUUAAGAUGCCUAUGAAAGGAAGGUUUCCGAUCAGGAGGACCCUGGAAUAUCUCCAGAAGGGCGACAUCAUCUUCAAAAACAGAGUGAAGAUCAUGACAGUGAAUUAUAACACACACGGAGAGCUCAGCGACGGAGCAAGAAAGUUUGUGUUCUUCAAUAUUCCCCAAAUUCAGUACAAAAACCCGUGGGUCCAAAUUAUGAUGUUCAAAAACAUGACGCCGUCACCAUUCCUGAAGUUCUACCUGGAUGACGGGGAACAAGUAACGGUGGAUGUGGAGGGGAAGGGCCACAAACAUAUCGCUCAACACGUUAAGAAGAUUUUAGGAAAAUCAGAAGAGGUGCUGCAAGCUGAGGAUCUGGCCAAGAUGCACGCCUCCAACCCCGCCAACUUUGGACCAAAGAAGUAUUGUCUGAGGGAGUGCAUCUGUGAAGUGGAGGGCCAGGUGCCAUGUCCUGGCACCACGCCGCUGCCUAAAGAGAUGACGGGCAAAUACAAGGCCCAGAUGGCAGCGUCGCAGGAGUAGAGUCUGAGGAGGACAGCGGACUUUUGUAGAUUUACACAACAAUAUUACAGGAUUAUGUUUUAUUUGUAGUUUAUAUAACUAUAUGAAAUGACUGCCACUCAAUCUUAAAGCAGCAGGAACCAACCAUCUUCUUAAUACUUUGGGCCGUCAUAUCACAAACUGUCUUUGUACCGCAGAGACCUGGUUGAAAACUUCACAUUGAUGUAUAUCAGCUGACUGUGAUGUCAGCAUUCAAAUAAAACCCAUAUUUGCUUA
This is a messenger RNA of Archocentrus centrarchus (flier cichlid), 857 nucleotides long. RefSeq names its product mitochondrial ribosomal protein S25 (gene mrps25). Bases 84 to 602 code for a protein of 172 amino acids. Gene Ontology annotation, molecular function: structural constituent of ribosome. Gene Ontology annotation, cellular component: mitochondrion. The record is from RefSeq and is a predicted model, not a curated record. Lineage: Eukaryota; Metazoa; Chordata; Actinopteri; Cichliformes; Cichlidae. The transcript is spliced from 4 exons.